Penicillium antarcticum is the source of this 1467-nucleotide messenger RNA. RefSeq lists its product as uncharacterized. The coding region runs from base 1 to 1467 and encodes 488 amino acids. The transcript has 7 exons. The record is from RefSeq and is a predicted model, not a curated record. Gene Ontology annotation, molecular function: chloride channel activity. Lineage: Eukaryota; Fungi; Ascomycota; Eurotiomycetes; Eurotiales; Aspergillaceae.
AUGACCGACGGUCAUAGUGCUCCCGUGGCCGAUGCCCCUGCAGCAGCAGCAGUGGCCGACAACACCGCCGCACCCGUACCAGCCGACGUACGCUCCCAUGCUGCUUACCACCAUGACACGGCCCCAUCGCAUGAGAAAGAGCAGGGCUCCUCAGUGGGCCGUCUGACUCCACGACCAACGUUCCUGGAGAACUUGGCCAACUCGCGAGACACGCAAUUCCAGCUCGACCGACGUGAUUCUAGUGAAUUGGAUCGAUAUUUCCAUGGCCCCCGCAAUAUGGAGAAACACUCGAAAUGGCCAAUCUUCAUGCGAAUGCAUGGCAGUGUCAUGCCAAAGAUGAUACUGCCACUGCUGUUUGUUGCUGCUUGGUCGACGUUGAUCACCUUGAUCUCGAAGAAAGUUCACUCUCGUUUCGUGGUGGGUUUGGCUUUGUCUUUCCGCAGUUCGACUGCAUAUGAGAGAUGGGCCGAUGGACGCAAGUACUGGUCUCAGCUCAUUCAGACAUCUCGCAAUCUUUCACGAACGAUUUGGAUCAACACCGGCGAAAGGGAAGGCGAAGAGGGAAAAGAAGACCUCUUGAGAAAACUCUCCGCCAUGAACCUCAUUCUGGCCUUUGCCGUCGCCCUGAAGCACAAGCUUCGAUUCGAGCCCGAUAUUGCCUACGAAGAUCUGGCUGGUCUUGCUGGACACUUGGACACAUUCGCCCGUGAUGCCCAUGACCGCAGGGUUGUCAACCCCCCAGUUAAGUCUAUGUGGAAGUCGGCAGGUGAGUAUCUUGGUGUGUCUUUUGCCGAAUCGAAUCCUCGCAAGUUGGUCAAGAGGUCCAAGAAGCCCGUGGGGCAUCUUCCCUUGGAGAUUCUCAACCAUCUGUCCGCAUAUAUCGACUCAUGUGUUGCCAAUGGUACCCUGGUAUCAGCUUUGCACCAGGGCCAAGCCAUCACCAUGAUGGCCACCUUGAACGAGGUUUUGACUGGCACAGAACGUGUUCUGGACACCCCUCUGCCAACAGCGUAUUGCAUUGCUAUCUCUCAGAUCGCAUGGAUCUAUAUCCUGGUCCUUCCAUUCCAGCUAUACACUGCUUUGGAGUAUAUCACUAUCCCCGCUUCAAUUGUGGCCGCUUACAUUAUCCUCGGCUUGGCUACAAUCGGAAGCGAAAUCGAGAAUCCCUUUGGUCAAGAUGUGAACGAUCUUCCCUUGGAGACGUAUUGUCGUCAAAUUGCGGUGGAAAUCGAUAUCAUUACUGCCACGCCGCGACCGAAUGUCGAUGAUUUCAUGGAACGUGCCGAUAACCUCGUUCUCUUCCCACUUAGCCAGAUGGGAUACCCUGACUGGAAAGAGAGAAAUGUGGAGGACAUCCGCGGUGCUCUCAGGACAAAAAUGGUUGUCAGCCCAUCGGCUGCGGCAUCGGAUUCCUCUACUAUUGUAGAGAAUAUUCGCACAAAGUCCUCUGGGUCUGUGUCUGUCUGA